Molecule: messenger RNA, 2711 nt
Organism: Austrofundulus limnaeus
Lineage: Eukaryota; Metazoa; Chordata; Actinopteri; Cyprinodontiformes; Rivulidae
Product: prolyl 4-hydroxylase subunit alpha-2
Exons: 17
Coding region: 263-1897 (544 amino acids)
Biological process (GO): peptidyl-proline hydroxylation to 4-hydroxy-L-proline
Cellular component (GO): endoplasmic reticulum
Molecular function (GO): iron ion binding; L-ascorbic acid binding; protein binding
Source: RefSeq, a predicted model, not a curated record
ACUUUUGCGCGUGUACUUCACAUUUUAAGGUAAAAGCCUUCCAAUCGUGUUCUGUACGUGGCAGCGCUUCACAAAACGUCCCUCUGUUCUAUUCAUACCCCCUGGGUACCAAGUGGAUUUCAGUCCACGCACAGAAGCGUGACAGUCGUGUUUUAAAGCAGCUGGAGCACAGGGUAUACCCCACCUCGUGCACAGUGAACACUGGAGUUAGGCACCAGCUCCCCACGACUCAGAAAGGAUAAGAGGUUACAGAGCAGGCAGAAUGGAGAAGUUCCUGUUUCCUAUYUCCUGGGUUUUGCUCUGCUGCUGCUGGACGACACAUGCAGAAGUUUUUACAUCCAUCGGACAAAUGACUGACCUGCUCUACACAGAAAAGGAGCUGGUUCAGUCCUUGAGAGAGUACAUCAAAGCUGAGGAGUCCAAACUUGCUACUGUCAAAAGUUGGGCCAGUAAACUUGACGCCCUGACCCGAGCUUCCACUUCUGACCCCGAGGGCUAUCUGGCCCACCCUGUGAAUGCCUACAAACUGAUGAAGAGACUCAACACAGAGUGGUCUGAACUGGAGAGCCUGGUGCUUCAGAAUCCAUCUGAUGGGUUCAUUGCCAACAUGUCUGUACACAGACAGUACUUCCCAGAUGAGGAGGAUCAAACGGGUGCAGCCAGGGCACUGAUGCGUCUCCAAGACACAUACCACCUGGAUUCAGAAGCAUUCUCCAAAGGAAAGCUGCCAGGUGUGCACUCUAACACCGUACUAACGGUGGACGACUGCUUUGACAUGGGAAAGACGGCGUACAAUGAUGCAGAUUAUUACCACGCUGUGCUGUGGUUCCAACAAUCUCUGAAGCAGCUCGACGAUGGAGAAGAAGCUGUGGUCUCCAARGCAGAUAUUUUGGACUACCUUAGCUACUCUGUUUAUCAAAUGGGUGACUUACCUCGAGCUGUCGAGCUGACACGGCGACUUGUAGCCAUCGACCCGGCUCACGACAGGGCAGGAGGAAACCUCCGUUACUUUGAGCGGCUGCUGUCCAAACAGCUCAACGAAAUGGAGCAGGCUGACCAACCUGCCACUGAGGAACCCAUCCAGCUAGGGACCUACAGCCGACCCAAAGACCACCUUCCAGAGAGGGAGGCCUAUGAGAGUCUUUGCAGAGGAGAGGGGAUACAAAUGACUGAAGCCAGGCGAAGCCGUCUGUUCUGUCGCUACCAAGAUGGUGACAGGAAUCCCCGUCUCCUGCUGAAGCCCAUGAAGGAGGCGGAUGAGUGGGACAGCCCACACAUCGUACGCUACCUGGAAAUGUUGUCAGAUGAGGAGAUUGAGAAGAUUAAAGAGCUGGCAAAACCCAGGCUUGCCAGAGCUACUGUCCGUGACCCCAAAACAGGAGUUUUGACUACAGCCAACUACAGAGUAUCAAAAAGUGCCUGGUUGGAGGGAGAAGAGGAUGUUAUCAUUGAAAGAGUUAAUCAGAGAAUAGAAGACAUCACUGGCCUUACAGUAGAAACUGCAGAGUUACUGCAGGUUGCAAACUAUGGAGUUGGAGGACAGUAUGAGCCACACUUUGAUUUCUCGAGGCGUCCUUUUGACAGCAACCUCAAGAAAGAUGAGCCUGAUGCUUUCAAAAGGUUAGGCACUGGAAAUCGCUUGGCAACUUUUUUAAACUACAUGAGUGAUGUUGAAGCAGGGGGUGCCACAGUCUUCCCUGACUUUGGAGCAGCAAUUUAUCCCAAAAAGGGGACAGCAGUGUUCUGGUAUAAUCUCUUCAAGAGUGGGGAGGGAGACUACAGGACGAGACAUGCAGCUUGUCCUGUUCUUGUAGGAAGUAAAUGGGUGUCAAACAAGUGGAUCCAUGAACGAGGACAAGAGUUCAGGAGACCAUGUGGCCUCACAGAAGUGGACUGAAGUUUGCCCUCACUUAUGAACUACUACUACUACUACUACUACUACUACUACACACGCACACUUACACACACUAUAGUGCCUUGAUUCCAGCCAUGAUGCAAAUCAGAGACAAAUUGUUCAAGACUGAACUUGUUAAUUUGAAUAUCAGAUCAUCCUUUUUUCAGCCGUGUUUCAUUACAAAGUCAGUUUAAUGAGGAACAAAUGUUACAAAUAUCUAAUAAUUACAUAGCAUUAAAAAGAAUACAGCUUCUAACAGGUCAUGCUUGUUUUUCCAAAAUCUUUCCGUGUCCUAAUUUGCAUUUUUUUAAAAGCUUUAAUCUGUGACUAUUUUUAUUCUGUUUUUAAAGCACUGCAAAAAAUAAAAAUUAAGAAAAUCACUGACUUUCUAGUGGACCUUAUUCUGUACAUUUUCAAAUGGAUUAACAGAGAUAAAGACAACCAGCAUCAUUUGUUAUAAAAUACAGUUAAUGUGCUAUUUAACAUGGUGUUUCUAAAAGCGCAGUAUUUAUUUAAAUUUGACUGUAUUUUAUUAAAACAAUAAAAUGUAACAUGUAUUUUUUUGAUUAACUGUUAGAAACCAAGUGUAAAAAGUUUACUAAAACUGUUUCUACAAUUUAAAAACUUUAUUUUUAUGCCAUCUUAAUAUUUUUUUGCACCGUAAAUGCUUUAAUUCCCCUGUGAACACGGCAACAUGUUUAUUUUCCCUGUUUCAAUUGUGCAUUGUUUUCAUCUUUAUUGUAUUUAAAUUGUUACACUAUUCUCAUUCCUUAAGAAGACAAUGGAAAGGCAAUAAACUACAUAUUUUGUUUAAAUG